AUGUUGAAAAGAUUAGAUUAUGAUAAUUUUUGUCAUUCAGUGGAUAAUUGGUGUGGUAAAUUGAUAAAACCACCAUACAAUGUAAUUUCAUUAGUGAUCAAAGCUCUGUUAAGAUUGUUUUUGACUCAUUCAGCUGUUUUGAUACAUUUGGUGAUUGGUGAAUGGACUUCAAGGAAAUCUCCUGAUUUUAUAUAUUUAAAAUUUACCGAGAAAGAAUUUGAGUAUUUGUUUGAACCUAUAAGAAAAUUAGAAAUUCAAGGUGAAUUUGUUAAAGACCGUUUAUUAACGGGCUUGAAAGAACCAUGUAAAAAUAUUGAAAAAUUAUUUGUAUAUAUAAAAGAUGUUCCACCAAACUAUGAGGAGGAAUUGCACUCAUUACAACAAUUUGUCAAAGAACAACGUUGUUUAAAAUCAUUAAAAGUAGCCAAUGUCGCAUCGAAUUUUCUUUUUCCAACAAUAGCCACACAGGCCAAUACUUUACGUUGUUUAUAUUUGUGGGGAUUAAAUUUCACAAACACGGACAAUUACAUAAUACCAUGGCAUUUAUUAUUAAGGUUUAAAAAUUUAGAAAAAUUAAAAUUUCGUAAUUGUAUUGGAUUUGAUCAACACAUGAAAGAUUCAUUAAUAAAUGGUAAUGUCGAAGAAAUGGUGGUGGUUGAGAGGGAUAAGAGUGGAAAUAUAAAUGACAAUUUGAUUGUGAAUGGGAGUGGGAAUGAUAUUAAAGAAUUAAUUGAUUGGGGUGUUGGACAAGGUGCCAUUGUAUUUCUCGGACACUUUCAUAGUGCAGACGCAUUUUUUAAAGUUGGUAGAACGAUAGAAAGCAAAAUCUUUACUAAUUUGGGAAUGCUCUGA
This is a messenger RNA of Entrophospora sp. SA101, 852 nucleotides long. Lineage: Eukaryota; Fungi; Glomeromycota; Glomeromycetes; Entrophosporales; Entrophosporaceae. The record is from the annotation of a GenBank genome assembly.